CUCUCAUUACAGACGUUCCCGUCUGCGCUACGGAGCGGCACGGUGGAAAUGCACCCGGUGGUAACGUUACCGACCCGUCCGGCAGCAACCGGAAUGCCAUACUAAUUGGCGCGUCCCGGAACGAGAAUGUGGAAAUUCCGUGCCACAUAUUCGCCGACCCGCCGGCCAGGUCGUUUCACUGGCGGUUCAACAAUUCCGCUGAAAUACUGCCCGUCGAUGCACAUCGCUACACCAGCCAGGGCAACAUUAGCAUACUGAACUACGCGCCGGUGACGGAUCAGGACUUUGGCACACUAACCUGCUGGGCCGUUAACGAAGUUGGCCCUCAAAGUCAACCGUGCACGUUCCAGCUCGUCCUGGCAGAUCUGCCCUCACCGGUAAGUAAUUGCAGUCUGCCAAACCGGACGCAACAGUUUGCGGAAAUCCAGUGCACACCCGGCUACGACGGCGGCUUACCGCAAGUGUUUGUGCUCGAGCUGGUAUCGAAAAGGACCGGAACGCGUCGGUUCAAUUUCUCCAACAAAAAUGAACCAUUCUUCGUGCUGGACCGGCUGGAGAAGCUGAGCGCACUGAUGACGCUGGAAAACAAUUCGCUCUCCUGCGUCGUGUACGCCAUCAAUCAGAAGGGCCGCAGCACACCUGUGCUAAUACAGGACUUUGAAAUUGGUCGCAUCCAGCCGUACCGAGCGGUGACCGAACGACGAGCGGACGCCAUCGAGUGGCUGCCGAUAGCUGUUGGCAUUUUGCUCACCGUCAUAAUAUUGGCUCUAUCAAUUUCCACCAAAACAUAUCUGAACCGCUGCCUCGCUGCCGGCUGCUGCUGUCGUCGGUGUUCCGCCGCCAGUGCAAAGCGGAACGAUGCGGCGGCGUCCGAUAAAAGUGAGCAGCAUCAGCAACAGCAGCAGCAAACGAAAAACGUACUCCUGCCGGAUGAGUACGAGUGUGGGACGCACUGUUUGAAGCUGAAAAAUGUGCAAAUGUUACGAAGGCACAGCUCGCGCAAGAAAAACUGCUCCAAAGACUCGAACGACGACGAACCGGAGCCGGACGUCAUACCAGCUCAGUUUAACAUGGUGUCCUGCACUCCGCUCAUAGCGACACCGCAGCACACCGAUACAGCCGCCCGCGACAAGGACGCACACCAGUACGGUGGCUUCACGUCCCCGCCCGCCACAUAUCAGAUGGGAACAAUCGUUGACCAUCAUCCGGCCGUGCCACAACAGGACACGGCGCUCGAGUACCGGACGCACGGUAGCAUCGUCGGCAUACUGCCUACCGCCCGGACAGCAGCGGCCGAGCUCGAUAUCAACGUGAUCAAGGACCGGCUGCUGACGACGCGCGUACCCGAAAGCUGCGUUUGACGCGUUGCAGCAGCGCCGUUGCAUCGAUAGAAGUUGUUAUAAACUCAGCACAAUAUACCCUACACCCUAUAUACAUGCGCAUGAGGACGGCGGUGGUAGACGGAGGGGACGUGCCACUUGACAUCCUGCACUGUUCCAACCGGCAGCUACUGGCCACUUGCCAGCGCCAGCCGGCACAAGUGCACUCUACCCAGUCGCAACGCGUGAUGUGACGGGCGACACGCAAACCUCUCCUGGUGUAUGUGAUUUUAUCUGCUGGUUUGUUUUUUCUUUUCUUUUUCGAUUCUAUUCUAUCGAAGGAAGUGAAAAAAGAGGAAAUGUAUAAAAUAAGCAAAGCUAUCAAAA
Messenger RNA from Anopheles merus, 1706 nucleotides. RefSeq lists its product as uncharacterized. The transcript has 9 exons. Lineage: Eukaryota; Metazoa; Arthropoda; Insecta; Diptera; Culicidae. The record is from RefSeq and is a predicted model, not a curated record. The coding region runs from base 573 to 1361 and encodes 262 amino acids.